Messenger RNA from Callorhinus ursinus (northern fur seal), 3075 nucleotides. It is a transcript of the gene SLC26A1, whose product is annotated as solute carrier family 26 member 1. Gene Ontology annotation, cellular component: membrane. The record is from RefSeq and is a predicted model, not a curated record. Gene Ontology annotation, biological process: transmembrane transport. NCBI's taxonomy places the organism in Eukaryota, Metazoa, Chordata, Mammalia, Carnivora, Otariidae.
GCAGCGGAGCGGGGUUCAGCCACACAUAGGUCUGGGUCUCUGUGCGGCCCUCUGACCUCGGCGCUGACGCCCACCUCCAUUGCAAGUUUCCCCCAGAAGCGUGGCGGGCCGGAUGGAGGUGUCCCCUGAGUGCGUGCAGCGGGGCGGGGGGCCGGUGCUGGUCCGCCGGCGGUCCCCAGCGCCCCUGGGCCUGCGUGAGAUGCUCAAAGCCAGGCUGUGGUGGAGGUGCGCGUGCAGCCCGCAGAGGGCCUGGACGCUGGUGCAGGACCUGCUCCCCGCCACACGCUGGCUGCGCCGGUACCGCCCACGGGAGGCCCUGGCAGGCGACGUCAUGUCCGGGCUGGUCAUCGGCAUCAUCCUGGUGCCACAGGCCAUCGCCUACUCACUGCUGGCGGGACUACAGCCCAUCUACAGUCUGUACACGUCCUUCUUCGCGAACCUCAUCUACUUCCUCAUGGGCACCUCUCACCACGUGUCCGUGGGGAUCUUCAGCCUGCUCUGCCUCAUGGUGGGCCAGGUGGUGGACCGCGAGCUCCUGCUGGCCGGCUUUGGCCCCGCCCAGGACGGCGUUGGGCCCGGGGACAACGGCAGCAGGGUCAACGCCUCAGCCGCUGCCGCGGGGCCCGGUCCGCAGGACUGUGAGCAGGACUGCUACGCCAUCCGCGUUGCCGCUGCCCUCACACUGGUAGCCGGCAUUUACCAGGUCCUCAUGGGCAUCCUCCGGCUGGGCUUUGUGUCCACCUACCUCUCCCAGCCACUGCUCGAUGGCUUUGCCAUGGGGGCCUCGGUGACCAUCCUGACCUCCCAGCUGAGGCACCUGCUGGGCGUGCAGAUCCCACGGCACCAAGGGCCGGGCAUGGUGGUCAGCACGUGGCUGAGCCUGCUGCGCAGUGCUGGGCAGGCCAACCUCUGCGACGUGGUCACCAGUGCCACGUGCCUGGCUGUGCUGUUGGCCUCUAAGGAGCUCUCAGACCGCUGCCGGCACCGCCUAAAGGUGCCACUGCCCACGGAGCUACUGGUCAUUGUGGCGGCCACGCUGGUGUCCCACUUCAGCCAGCUCCACGAACGCUUUGGCUCCAGCGUGGCCGGUGACAUCCCCACUGGUUUCGUGGCCCCCCGGGUGCCAGACCCUGGGCUGAUGUGGCGUGUGGUGCUGGACGCUGUGCCCCUGGCCCUCGUGGGCUCUGCCUUCUCCAUCUCUCUGGCUGAGAUGUUUGCCCGGAGCCACGGCUACUCCGUGAGGGCCAACCAGGAGCUGCUGGCCGUGGGCUGCUGCAAUGUGCUGCCUGCCUUUUUCCACUGUUAUGUCACCAGCGCCGCCCUGUCCAAGAGCCUCGUGAAGACGGCCACCGGCUGCCGCACGCAGCUGUCCAGCGUGGUCAGCGCUGCCGUGGUGCUACUGGUACUGCUGGCCCUGGCGCCACUGUUCCGGGACCUGCAGCGGUGCGUGCUGGCCUGCGUCAUUGUGGUCAGCCUGCGGGGCGCCCUGCGCAAGGUGAGGGACGUUCCAAAGCUGUGGCGGCUCAGCCCUGCUGAUGCGCUGGUGUGGGUGGCCACGGCAGCCACCUGUGCCCUGGUCAGUGUAGAGGUGGGGCUGCUGGCCGGCAUCCUCCUGUCUCUGCUCAGCCUGGCUGGCCGCACCCAGCGCCCGCGGGCUGCCCUGCUUGCUCAGAUCGGGGACUCUGGCUUCUACGAGGACACUGCGGAGUUUGAGGGCCUGGUCCCUGAGCCUGGGGUGCAGAUAUUCCGCUUUGCAGGGCCGCUCUACUACGCCAACAAGGAUUUCUUCCUGCGGUCACUCUACAGCCUCACGGGGCUGGAUGCAGGGCACGCGGCCACCAGGAAGAAGGAGCGGGGCCUGGAGGCGAGGGCCAGUGAGGGAGACCCUGUUGAGGGCGUGGACCUGGGCCCAGUGACCAGCACGGCUGCACUGGUGACCACGGCAGCCAGCUUCCAUGCUGUGGUCAUCGACUGUGCCCCAAUGCUAUUCCUGGAUGCAGCCGGUGUGGCCACGCUGCAGGACCUGCGCCGGGAUUACGGGGCCCUGGGCAUCACCCUGCUCCUGGCCUGCUGCAGCCCCUUGGUGAGGGACACCCUGAGGAGAGGUGGCUUCCUUGGGGGGGGCCAGGGGGACGCGGCUGACGAGGGGCAGCUCUUCCACAGCGUGCACAGCGCCGUGCAGGGGGCCCGAGCCCGCCGCAGGGCGCUGGCAGCCACGGACUCUGCCCUCUAGCAGCGUCCCAGGAGCCCUCAGCAGAUACGCUCCCACAACCGGUCACCGACCACUCACCACACCCCUCCAAGAGCGACACUGCGCCCCUCCACCCUGGAGGAACCGGGGAGCACACAGAAGCCCCAGACACUUGAACAUCCAAGAGCGGCACCUUUGAAACAAACUGUCACAGAGACACCCUGGGCCCGCGUGCUGUGCGUCCGUGGUCCUGCAGGGUCGAUUUGACACCAGGUGUCACCUCCUAUUUGAACAAGGGCCCAAGGCAAUCAGGAUGCCUCCAAGGUGCCCACAGGAUACUGGUCCCUUGGCCGGCCCAGUCCUGGGCCCGCUGGUGAGAGGGGGCAGCUCUGGCCGGGGGCCUGAGGAUCUCUGUGUCUCUGAAGUCUUCCAAACACACACCCAAGUGUUCCUUCGUCCCACGCCUUGGCUGGGCGGAGCGUUGCAGGGCCGAAGUGGGGUGGGACCAACGCGACUUCAGCCCAGCCCUUGGGCAGCGUUCCUGCAAAGCCUGACCCACAUGCACAUCACAUGAGGUACGUGGGUGCACACUUGCUGGUGCUGGUUCAGCCACAAAGCUGGUGCAGUGGGACACCAACCUGCCCCUGAGCCUCUAAGUGAUAUCCAGCGGGAUGUCAGCUGUGCCCAGUGCAGGGGCUGCCCAGCACCCACCAGAGCCCCACACAGGACACUCUGCUGGGAAGUGCGAGGGCAACAGCCCCUCAGAGCAGGAGCCCUCUCUUCUGCCCCCGCCGCAGCCCUCACACUGCCCGGUCCUGCAUACCCCAACACAGUUCUCCCCUUAGCCUUGGUCCCCCUCUCCAUGAAGGGGGCUCUGCCGGCUG